GUUUCAUUUAUUAUUUUGUGACUCAGGCCGUACAAAAUCAGUGAUAAAACCUUCAGUAUUGAAAUAAAAUUUAGUCAUUUUCUGGAAACUUAGCUGCCAACAUGUCUUUUGUAACUGAUGAGGAGUGGGCCGAGUAUAAGGCGAAGUUCAACAAGUCUUAUGAGGCUGAGGAGGACAUUAAUCGCCGUGGAUUAUACGAAAAAGCUAAAGCCAAAAUCGAGGAACACAAUCGUAGAUUCGAAAAAGGAGAAGUGACAUUUAAAAUGGGAAUCAACCAUUUGGCUGAUCUCACCCCUGAGGAAUUCGGUCAACGCUGUGGAAAAUAAGCAAUCUCAUCCAGAGAAUCUCUAUGUAUUUUUUAAAGUCAAACUAAUCUCUCUUAUUUUAAUUAUAAAUAUGCAUUUAAAAACAUUAUUUUUUGUACCCACCCACAAAAAUAAACAAUAAAUCAGCUGAUUGGGAUAAGAAAGUGA
Drosophila ananassae is the source of this 473-nucleotide messenger RNA. It is a transcript of the gene cer, whose product is annotated as protein CTLA-2-beta. The transcript has 2 exons. NCBI's taxonomy places the organism in Eukaryota, Metazoa, Arthropoda, Insecta, Diptera, Drosophilidae. The record is from RefSeq and is a predicted model, not a curated record. Bases 102 to 326 code for a protein of 74 amino acids.